AUGGUCGCCGUCUUCUCCCUCGUGACACUUGCUCUCGGCGCCGUCUCGGCCGCCGCCGCGCCCAACCGCCAGGCGAAGCGCAACGACGGCGCGCCCCGCCUCAUGAUCCGCCCCGUCCCCGGCUCGGGCUGCCCGCCCGGCACCUUUGCGUGCGGCGACAAGUGGUGCGCGCCCCAGCGCGGCCAGUGCUGCGACUGGGGAGCGUGCGCUACCGGCUGGUCCUGCUCUGGCGAUGACACUUGCUCGUUCGACACCCAGUCCCCGGCCCCCACCGCCGAGCCGAGCAAGAAGAAGAACCGCCCCAUGGCCUCGGGAUGGUCCAAGUUUGUCGCCCCCACCCGCUCCAAGGCGCACUACACCGGCUCCGUCCGCCCCUCGCGUACCGGCUCCAAGCGCCCCCACCGCACCGACUCGGACUGGUACUAA
Molecule: messenger RNA, 426 nt
Organism: Trichosporon asahii var. asahii CBS 2479
Lineage: Eukaryota; Fungi; Basidiomycota; Tremellomycetes; Trichosporonales; Trichosporonaceae
Exons: 2
Coding region: 1-426 (141 amino acids)
Source: RefSeq, a predicted model, not a curated record